Messenger RNA from Mycena indigotica, 972 nucleotides. RefSeq names its product Oligosaccharyl transferase subunit OST3/OST6 family. The record is from RefSeq and is a predicted model, not a curated record. Lineage: Eukaryota; Fungi; Basidiomycota; Agaricomycetes; Agaricales; Mycenaceae. The transcript has 5 exons. Gene Ontology annotation, cellular component: oligosaccharyltransferase complex. The coding region runs from base 1 to 972 and encodes 323 amino acids.
AUGCUACUCUCUCGAGCUGGGUGGCUGCUAUUGGCGAUGCUUCCUGCGGUCGCUCGGAGUGUGCAUAAAGAGCUUGUCUCGCUCGUCGAUAGCGACAGUGGGCAAAUUAGCUUGGAUGCGAAGACAUUUGAGCUCUUAACAUCGGACGAGCGGGACUGGUCGGCGGUCGUCCAGUUUACCGCGUCGGGCGAGGAGUGGAACUGCGCGGCAUGCUUCGCGUUCGAUCCUGUGUGGAAGACUGUUUCUCGGGCGUGGUGGGAGAAAGGGCUGAAAGCAGUCCGCGACAAGCAUUUCUUCGCGACGCUUGAUUUCGAUGGUCAUGAUGGAGACGAGCGGCAGGCGAUCUUCCAACGCCUGGGCCUGAAUACCGCGCCAGUUGUCCUGGUAUAUCCCGCAGUCAAAGGGCCGCGCGCGGCAAGAAGUGGGAAGCCGCUUACAUUUGACUUGUCCUCCGCGAAAACCUUCGACGCCGUUGCCCUCGCUGCCCAUCUCUCGGAAUUCACCCCCGCGCCCAUCCCGCUCUAUGCCCCAAUUGACUUUCGGCUGUACAUCGGGCGCGGCCUAUUAUUCUCCGUCGGAGCUUUCGGGCUCUAUGUCGCGGCUCGGCUGGCAAUCUUCCGCCUGCGCUGGAUAUGGGCCGCGGGCUCAGUCGUCUUCAGCCUGGUCAUGACGAGCGGGUUCAUGUUCAUCCGCAUUCGCGAGGUGCCACUAACCGGGCGGUCCGGCUCGUGGGUGGCGAAAGGCAUGCAGCAGAUGUACGGCAUGGAGAUGAGGAUGGUUGCGCCGAUGUAUGCGCUUCUCGGCCUCGCUUUCUACAUGCUCACUGCCAUGGUCCCAAAACACACCUCGUCUCGAACGAGACAGCGGAUUUUCGUGUACCUAUGGAGCGUUGUUAUUGUUGUGUUCUAUUCGGUCUUGGUUGUCUUCAUCAAAGUCAAGAAUCCGCACUAUCCAUUUCGGUUAAUAUUGUAA